UGCAGCGUAACGGGGACUUCCUGGUGCGGGACUCCCUGACCAGCGUGGGGGACUACGUCCUGACCUGCCGCUGGGACAACGAGGUGCUCCACCUGAAGAUCAGCAAGGUGCUGGUCAAGGCCAGUGAGACCAAGGUCCAGUACAUGCUGGAGGCUGGGGACGGCUUCGACUCGGUGCAGGAGCUGGUGCGCUUCUACGUGGGCCAGCGGCGGGCCGUGGUCCAGCCCGGCGGCGCCCACAUCUACUGCCCCGUCAGCCGCACCCUGCCGCUGCGCUACCUGGAGGCCACCUUCGCCCUGGCCCACGGCAAGCACGCCCACUCGCCGGCCAGCCAGCGCGGCGGCGGCGGCGGCGCCCACAUCAAGAGGCGGAGCGUCACCAUGACGGACGGCCUGACCACCGAGAGGAUGAUCUCUCACAGCCCGUCCACCAUCCACCACCACAAGGACGCCAUGAGGAACUGUGCCAUGAGCAUGGACCAGAUCCAGGAGUACCACUGCCCCCUGUCGCCGGUGGGGGAGACCCCGCUGUCCCCGGCCUACAGCGCCAUCACCAGACACAGAGCCCACUCCAGUGGGCGUGUCCUGGCCGUCAUCCCGCCCUCCCCAGUGCUGCGGCGCUCCAGCGACCCUCAGCUCAGCCCCUCGGCCGACGGCAGCCCCCCCCCGGAGCUGCCCCCCCACCACACCUCCCACUCCGCCCACUCCUCCCCCGCCCACCGCGCCGCCUACCCGCCGCACCCCACCCAGGAGACGGGGGGCAGCUACUGUGACCUGCGCCCCUGCCCGGCGGGGGGCGGAGGAGGGUCCGGGGACGCUCCGCCCAAGCCCCCGGCCAAGGGCUAUGUGGAGCGGCUGAAGCUGGAGGAGGGGGGGGCCGUGGAGGCCGGCCGGCAGGGGGGGGGGGGGUUCAGCGCCCCGCACAUGGAGACGGCGUCCUCCUUCAGACCGUCCAGGUAUGAGUCCAGCCUGAUGCCCACUGAGAACAAGCCUCUGGAGAUGUCGGUGCUGAAGAGAGUGAAGGAGCUGCUGGCCGAGGUGGACGCACGCACCGCAGCCCGACACAUCACCCUGCUGGACUGCAAGGUUGCUAGGAUACUCGGUGUCUCCGGUGAUAUGCAAAAGAUGAUGGGCGUGGCGUCUGGGCUGGAGCUGCUCACUCUGCCCCACGGACACCAGCUGAGACUGGACCUGCUGGAGAGGUUCUACACCAUGUCCAUCAUGGUGGCGGUGGACCUGCUGGGCUGCACGGGCAGCACGGAGGAGCGCGCCGCCCUGCUGCACAAGACCAUCCAGCUGGCGGCCGAGCUGAAGAGCAACCUGGGCAACAUGUUCGGCUUCGCCGCCGUCAUGAGGGCCCUGGAGAUGCCCCAGAUCUCUCGCUUGGAGCAGACGUGGGUGACCCUCCGCCAGAGGCACACGGAAGGGGCCAUUUUGUACGAGAAGAAGCUCAAGCCAUUCAUGAAGAACAUGAACGAUUGCCAAGAGAACAGCGCGCUGUCCAACACGGCCUUCCCCCACGUGGUGCCCGUCCUGUCCCUGCUGGAGCGCUCGGUCCCGGCCGGCGACGGCCCCGAGCCCUGGGAGAGCGUGGAGGCCGGCGUGGACGUGGUCAUGUGCCACCUGGAGGCGGCCCGCGCCAUCGCACACCACGGAGCGCUGUACAGGACCAACGCCGAGGCCCGGCUACAGGGCUUCCAGGAGAGGCCUGAUGUUCUGGAGAUCUUCCAGACCGAGUUCCAGAUGCGUCUGCUGUGGGGGAGCCGCGGCUCGGAGGGCAGCCAAUCAGAGCGCUACGAGAAGUUUGACAAGGUCCUCACCGCCCUAUCGCACAAGCUAGAGCCACCCGUACGGCAGAGCGAGCUAUAGCACCUACCCACCACCACACCACGGCCCCCACGCCCCAUCGCUAUCAACACCCCCCCCCCCCCCCCAUCUAUACCCUAUCAAUCAUUGUAGUAAGGUCCUGCUUUGCAUUGCAGCAAAUGAUGCGGAAGAGUCCAUGGUGAACACACGCGGGGGGAGGAGAACCAAGAGGCAGCUAAAAAAGUGACAUUGUAGUGAGGACUCUGGGAAACGCAGCACGGGCCCCUGCUGUCCGCCUGGGGUUUCCCAUCCAGGAAUAACCCACUUUUUGUUCCACCAUGCAAACUAAGACACGGGAGGGGGGACUGAGCGGAGAGGACUCAGGGGGACACGGGAGACCCCGAGAAGAAGGGCCCCCAAAGGGCUUUGCCGAGCUAGAGAGUUUUUGCCUUUUCGCCACAACAAACACACACCUUUUCCUUUGGAUGACUGUGGUCACAGCAGCACUGUAGCAGAGACAAUGGCGGUAUCAUUUCCAACAUCACUCGUUUUAGGAUGUCGUGUCGGUGACGCGUGUGUGCGUGUGUGUGCAUGUGUGAGUGCAUGUGUGUACAUUCCUUUCUUUUUGUAUGCAUCAUUCGGUGUUUUUCUUUGGGGUUAUUUAUAUGUUUUCACAGGUAAUACCGAUACCGUGGGUCUGCUGGUUGUGCGCUCCAGGUAGCCAGGCCAUUAAUAUCGUUCAGUCGAGUGUAUCCGCCAUUACAGAACUCAUUACCUCCCAGUGAAACUGCAUCAGGCAUGCGUUCAACAUGUAUUAUCCAGCAUUGAGACAUUUAUAGAACUAAUGCAGCAACUUCUAAUACGAGGGCUUGUGCGUUUUGAGACUGAAUAUCCCGGAGGAUCACGUGAGUUCACCUCUGUUGUAGCGGAAAAACAAAAUGGAGUGAUUCUGCGUUUGGUUUCAGCGGUUUGACGUUUGUGUUGCACACGCACUGUAGCCUAGCGAUAGAGAGAGAGAUACACGAGCACUGUUGAUCGCGAGAAUGUUUUGUUAUAUUGUUAAAGCAAUAUUUCACUUUCACAUACAACCAUUUAAUCCUUGGGGAUAAUAUGCUUGGUAAUAAAUGAUUGACCUGGGUUAUACAAAAAAAUAAAAUGGUGAAAUGAAUAUCGUAACAUUUACCCUCACUGUUGAUAAUAAUAAUAAUCAGAACAUAUUACAGGUAAAAUGUAUGACACUGUACGCUAGUAAUAAAGUGAAGUAUACUCUUAAGUAAUAAAAUGAAGUUUACUCAAUAGUCGCAAAGUGAAGUAUUGCUUUAUAUGCAUUGAGAUGGGGGAUGUUACUAACAGUGAACAAAGGACUCUUGAUCACAUUAAUCGUUUUUUAUUAAUAAUUCUGUUUUCAUAAUUUUUUUCUAUCUCAAAAUGUGAAUGACAAGCAUUACCCAAAUAUACAAAGUGAAAACCAGAGUUCAAUCCAAAGCUGGAACAUGAGUGUUGAUUGAUUGGCUGUGUCACAUUUCCGAUAAGGUGAUAGAAUGGAUAUGGCGAUGUAAUUGUAUCAUUAUCAGUGUAUUCAAGGUGAUCAAUGAUUGACCAAUAAGAAUGCUGUACGUGUCUAUGGGCCUGAUUGUUUCAACCAAUCAGGGAGGAGGGCUGCAACCCGUCUAGAGCAACGAUUAUUCUGCCUUUCUAUACCGUACAGCUUCCACUUUUUAUACCAAAUUACUAAUCAAUAGUCUGAUCAAUAAGAUCAACUCAUUUCACUAGGUGUCAUAAUGAUUUGCCUUUACAUUAGUCAUUUCACAAUGUCUAGUUUUUGUCACUUCACAAGUGCGAAUGUUCACCUAGAUGCAUGAUGGAGAGUUCAACUCCAGCUUAUCACUGCUGAUUUACACUUCCACUUGUGAUGUCACAAAGGGAUAUAUUUAGAUCCGUCCUGUAAUGACUCAUCACCAUGACACCUCAGAGAAAGGUUACCUCUUACAGUAGAUGCUGUUUAAUAGGAACAGACUUUGUCUAAAUGCUUGCAUAUUUGGAAUUGUAAAACUGAUUGGCUUUCACUGGCUUUAAAUAUUUAAUUUAUUUCCACCUGAUGGAAACCGAGUUCUAGAACCUUCCAGGGGGGCUGUUUUUCAGCGGGAGAAAACGCAAACCAUGUGAAAUUGAAAAUGAUUGUGUACACAGGCAAACGCACACUAGUGUGUGUCAAGAGACCACUCAGAUCCCUACUGGUUUAGGAUCAAGGACAAUAACAAUGUAGACGAUGAUGAUGAGGAUGAUGAAGGGUAAGAUGGCGGUUAUGAUUUGUGGUACCUUCAUGUGUCGUCUCAAUGAAUGCUGUACAGGAAUGUUUUCAUGAUGUGUUUAAUAACUUGCUGUACAGAGACGAUCGUCUGGGAUGAACCUGAACCGGAAAAAGGACAAAAAAGAUUUGUGAAUCGUUCCUUGAUUUUAUUGGAGUUUUUUUAUGUACUGUACACAGCAGUCACCUCUUCUUUUUUUUAUUAAAAUGAUUGCUUGUGUCAAUGA
Messenger RNA from Gadus macrocephalus (Pacific cod), 4340 nucleotides. RefSeq names its product SH2 domain containing 3Ca (gene sh2d3ca). Lineage: Eukaryota; Metazoa; Chordata; Actinopteri; Gadiformes; Gadidae. Gene Ontology annotation, molecular function: guanyl-nucleotide exchange factor activity. Gene Ontology annotation, biological process: positive regulation of peptidyl-serine phosphorylation; small GTPase-mediated signal transduction. The record is from RefSeq and is a predicted model, not a curated record.